CAAGGAAGAAAUGACAACUUCGAAGGUAUGAGUACCAACAGCCCUAGACUGGAGUUAUUGAAAGAACCUUACAGGAAAGACUUAGUACAACUCUCAAUACUUGAAAUAAGACACAAGAUAGUGAAACUGGAAGCCACACUCAAUACUGACAAUGAAGGUGGUGAAUGGAAAACUUGUUACGGGGCACAACUUCAACUGAAUGAUCAACUAGAAAACCAAAUUUUUUCUCUUAAAGUGAAAAUGGAAACAAUCUGUGGAAAUCCUUCAGAUAUAUUAUCUUCUAUUCAUGUCUACGAGCAAAUGCCAGUGGAAUCCUUAAAUACAUUACUUAGAUGGCUAGAAAAAGAAAAAAAGAGUCCUGAAAGUGAAGUGAAAAUCUAUGCACUUCAACUGGAGCAUGAAUCAAGGGCUUACCACAAGACCAUUGAACUUCAAACAUACCUAGCUGAAAUGUCUCAGGUCUCUGGCUCACACCAAGUUUCUAAGAGGCAGCAGAAGAUCUAAGUUUCUGAAGAUCAGCUCCAUAUAAUGAAAGGGAAUCUAGUGAAAACAGUAAGACUUAAUCCAGCUAAUCAGAAGAUAGUGACUGCCAAGACAGGACCAGAAUAAAAGAUAAAAUCAAACCAUCUUUCAAAACUCAAUGCAUGA
Manis javanica (Malayan pangolin) is the source of this 648-nucleotide messenger RNA. RefSeq names its product coiled-coil domain-containing protein 169. The record is from RefSeq and is a predicted model, not a curated record. Lineage: Eukaryota; Metazoa; Chordata; Mammalia; Pholidota; Manidae.